GCGGGCCUUGUUACAGUCGCAGAGAUGUCCCAGCCAGGUGAGCUGGAUCAUUUACACAACAUGGACUCAGGCAGGCUAACCAGCUGACUUUAAUUUAUGUACAGAGUAUGGGAUGAAAUUAGAGGAUACAAGGACACUUGUUGCCGCCUCCUGUCAGGACACUGUUCCUGUUAGUGUCUGUUUGGUGUUAUUUAAGCUGAAUACAUGAGAGGAGCUGCCUUGGUGUCUGCUGUGUUCUCAGCCUGACAUGUUUGACUCAGACAGGUGAGACAUGCAACAUGGGCAGGAAUGGACCAAAGUGUGACUCCAGGAAGAGUCAGCUAUCAUGUCACGCAGCAAACUACAUCGGCUCCUCCACUCGGAGCUGAGCCGCCGGUGGAGUGUUUGUGAAAGGGGACCCCGCCAGCCUCCAUGGCUCACUCGUCAGACCCAUCCCGCAGGGAGAAGACCCCCGGGACCCAUGGAACCCACGGGUCACACACGGCUACACGCAACCUCUUACGGAAGAAGGAGCAGCGGCGGCGUGGAAUCCGAUCCUCCUCGCCCAUGGGCCGGGUCAUCCUCAUCAACUCUCCUGUGGAUGGCGGAGAUGACAGUGAGGACCUCCACACGAUCACAGUGGAUAAGAGUGUGGACGGCAAGCUCGGCUUCAGCGUGCGAGGAGGCUCAGAGCACGGCCUCAGCAUCUUUGUCAGUAAGGUGGAGGACAACAGCACAGCAGAGGAGGCAGGUCUGCUUGUAGGAGACAAACUGGUGGAGGUGAAUGGCAUCAGCCUGGAGAGCAUCACGAUGAGCAGCGCGGUGAAGGUGCUGACGGGCAACAACAGGUUGAGGAUGGUGGUGAGACGUGUCGGCAAAGUGCCCGGCAUCCGCUACUCCAAGGAGAAGACUACCUGGGUGGACUUGAUACACAGACGUAUGGUGGUGGAGGAGAGCGGACGGACACCUUCGGAUGCCAGCUCAGGAAGCGCCCUCCAAAGGAUCGUCCACCUUUACACCACCUCAGACGACUACUGCCUCGGCUUCAACAUCCGAGGGGGGAAGGAGUUUGGUUUGGGCAUCUACGUCUCCAAACUGGAUCCUGGUGGUCUGGCCGAGCAGAAUGGAAUAAAGAUGGGGGACCAGAUUCUGGCGGCCAAUGGCGUGAGCUUUGAGGACAUCAGCCACAGUAAUGCUGUGGAGGUGCUGAAGAGCCACACACAUGUCAUGUUGACCAUCAAGGAAGCAGGACGAUACCCUGCCUAUAAGGAGAUGGUGGCAGAAUACAGGUGGCUCAAUAAGCUGGCCAAUGGUACCCAGAAAUCUUCCUCCCAGGCUUCAGAAUCCAACUCCUCUGCCUCCUCUCUGUCAUCCGGGACCCCGGUCAGCUCUCUGAGCGGCCUGUCGCAGGUCAUGUUCCCUCCCAGCCUGCCGUUUGGUUCAGACAUGGUGGACGUCUGCAUCUCUACUGAGGACCAGAGGUCUGAGUCAGAGCGAACUGAGACCGCUAUGCAGACGGACCUUCCCUCUCAGAGGAUGGGUCCUGAAACCACCCGCAGCCUGGGUCGAACCACUCUGCUCAAAGACACGGUGAUCCGUGGAGACGAGGGUGGGGGGAGGCGAGAGUCCACCAAGACGGCCGUGCUGAUGGCUCUCAGCAGGCCGAGCCGACCAAUCAGCAGGUCACAAAGCCAAGUCACCGUGGCAGAGAUCACGCAGAAGAAGGAGAAGAAGCAGAAAGGGAAGGACCCAGAGGAGAAGAGCACCCUGCAGCGCUCAAAGACCUUCGUCAACUUGCUGUUCAAGGGUGGACGCCGGGGACGCUCCAAGUCUCCGUCCACACACAAGGCUGGCAAAGGAGGACAGCAGGUGAGUGCGAUGCCAAAUUCAGAGAUGCUCGGAGUGGUGGAGGACAUGGCCCGCAGGCUGCUGACUGAGGAGGAGGUGGCUGCUGUGAUGAAGACGUGCCGAAGGUAUGUGGCCGAGCGGUCAGUGGAGAACUUGAUACGCCACCUGCUGGCCGUGCUGGACAGGCCGGAGAAGCUGCUGCUGCUGAGAGAAGUCCGGAUGCUGCUUCCUCCUGCUGACCUGAGUGCAUUCAAUAACAUAGUGAUGCCGAUCGAAGCUGAGGCCUACGAAAUCCUCAAGUAUCGUUCAAUCCGAACUCCUCCUCUCCGCUCUCCCACAUCUGGUCGAGCACCCAAACGGCGCCUCAUCACUCCCAUCCCGGAUUACAGGGGAGGCUUUGAGCUCCACAAUGCCGAGGAGGUGGAGAAGGAGAGCCACCUGCUGGAUGAGCUGGAGAAGCUCAGUCUGUUUGGGCCCCGAGGAUCCAGGGAGAAGCCCCUUACCUCCAGGUCCUUCACCCCACUGCUGGACAUACCAGUGGACGGCUACAACACAGAGUCCAGAGACCUCAGACCCACCUCUGCCAGCCCCAUGCUCCCCAACUGGCUGCUGGCCCGCAGCCACGACUCCCGCCCUCCUUUCCGAACAGACAUCGGCACCAUUCGCUCCGUCCACUUUGACGAGGUUUCACUGCACUCGACUUCAGACACGGCCUCAGAGAGAGGAAGGUCCACGUUUAGAAACGGCCACUCCAAAAGCAAAACGGAGAGAAGUGGAGACAGGAGUGAAGAAACUGUGUUCACGCUGCAGAGUGCUGCUCGCAGGAGUCGGCCACUGUUGUCGCAGGUGUUCAGAUCGAGUCCAGAUCAGGGAGGGAAGGGCGAGCAGGUGAACGGACAUCAGGCUCCUUCUGAGAACGGACUCAACGGCUCCGAGCCUGAAGAGGAGCACGAGCUCAAAACUGUCAGCAUCUCCAAGACCAAACAGUCACUGGGCAUCAGUAUAUCAGGUGGGAUGGAGUCAAAGGUUCAGCCAGUGGUGAAGAUCGAGAAGAUCUUUCCUGGAGGAGCUGCCUCCACCUGUGAAGUGCUCAAGGCUGGAUUUGAGUUGGUGUCUGUGGACGGAGUCUCCUUGCAAGGCGUGACCCAUCAGCACGCUGUCGACAUCAUCCGAAAAGCCUUCAGCAAUAAGGCCAAAGACCCCAUGGUGUUUGUGGUCAAAGUCCCCAAAAACAUUUUGAAAGGAGACUGAGACUCUCAUCAUGACUUUAGGAAUAUUCCCAGUGAUAAGCAGCUGUUGGGACUGAACACAGAAACAGAGACUUGAAACACACUGAUCUGAGGUCAGGUAUGUAAUUUUGCCAUUCGUCUUAAAGUUUGUUAGAGUUGGGAAUAAUUGCGUGGACUCUGGUGACUGUUGAGCAACUAAGCUGAAAAACCGAAAUGGCCUGAAGCAGCAGAUGACGGCGUUCAAGGAUGAAGCAAAUGAGGAAUACUGUCACUGAAUUAUUUAAAGACAAAGUGAACACAGAAGCAGCAGAUUACAUUUACAGUAAAAGAGUCCUGAAAGCCUGAAAUCAUGAAAAUAUGGUGCUGGUUUAUCACAACCCAGGAGCCAACGCUCAUCAAGAACAUUUCUUUUUACUAUUUAUGUCACAUUGUACAGAGGACAGGAGGUGCCAGAAUAAAAAAAAAUAUUUAAAAUAAAUUAAAAAUUACUUGGUUAAUAAAUUUGUCUGUAAAUUUAAAGAAAUAAUAGAUAAAUAAACAUUUAAAAAUAAAUCUAAAUUAAAUAAAAAAUCAAAGACUAAAUGAAUUUAAAUAUUUAAAAAAAAAUUAAAUAGUAAAGAAAUACAUAGGAGAAUUAAUAAAAAGGUACGUAAAGAUAAAGUCUGCAGUUCUGGAAAAAAAUAGUUGAUUGUUGAGCCUUAAAUUAAUUUAUUGAGUCAUUUAUUUUUUUAUUUCGGCAGCUUCUGUCCUCCAUAGUAUGACAAUCCUCUUAAAAAAAAGUAGUGCAGAAGUCUGUGUUUGUGUUUCUGAAUGUCCAGAGGAUCUGAAAUCAUGAAAAUAUGGUGCUCCUGAUGCCUUAAUAUUUCACUUUAUCACAACUGAAAUGAAUAACAUUUAAAAAUAAAUCUAAAUAAAACAACAUAUAUUUAAAUACAAAAAAAAUAAAUAGGAAAAUUAAAUAGGAGAGUAACGGAGAAUCAUUACAGAGGUAUAUAAAGAAGAAAAUUAAAGAUUAAAUCUGUAGUUCUGAAGAAGAAUAGUUGAUUGUUGAGUCUCACCAAGAGUGUCGGAUGUUGACAAUCUGGGAAUAAGACUCAACAAUCAACCCUCUUUAUCCAGAAAUAUGAACUGCACUUUUAAAACAGAAUAUUAAAUCUUUUAAUUAAUGCCUACAUUUAUUUUUAAUAUUAUUUUUGAUACAUGCAAUGGCAUAUUCAUUUAUUUAUUGAGUCAUUUAUUUUUUAUUCUGGCAGCUUCUGUCCUCCAUAACAAUGACAAUCCUCUAGAGAAACUUAGCACAGAUUUCCAUGUGUCUGAAUUUUUGAAUGUGCAGAAUGUAACCUGAGUGCCUUUAGCAGCCCUGUUGACUGAAAAUAUAAUGCAGUUAAGCUGAAAUGUAGAUUCUGACCUGCAGAGGGCAGACAGGAGACAUUCAGAGACAUUUCUGCUGUGCAGCAGCUAAUGAGGAAUACUUUGAACUCAUGAAACCACAAACCGUAAAACAUCACCUAAAUAUAAACACAAUGAGAACUGAAGAGCAAAUAAUCCAGAUUGUUGCAGGAGGGAAUGCAACCCAGACUAAAUGGUCAUUGUACAUACUGGAAUUUCAACACAAAUAAACUCAUAUUUCAGUAAAAACGCUUUACAAAGACAUUGCAUUGGAAUGUAUAUAAUUUAAGUGAAAAAAAAAAACAAAAAACAAUCUGCUGUAGGAUUUUUAAGUUGUAUGAUGUUGAACAAAUCUGAAUGUUCCACACACGGCUAUUAAAUUGUCUUUUUUUUAAUUAAAAACAUAGUAUGUUUGUUCAAGAAAUGUACAGCAUGAAAAUAUACAUUUAAUGUCUUCAUACAAAUAUCGUGGAUUAUAAAAUUAUACUGAGGAACCGGAACAAACAUCCACACGAACAUUAUUAAACAGGCGUCGUAUCUGCAGGAACAAAAUAUAAUAUGCAACAUUGCUUUGGUCUAUUCACAGUGGCUAUGUUUUUUUUAUUUUUGAGACGGACAG
Molecule: messenger RNA, 5064 nt
Organism: Epinephelus fuscoguttatus (brown-marbled grouper)
Lineage: Eukaryota; Metazoa; Chordata; Actinopteri; Perciformes; Serranidae
Product: PDZ domain-containing protein 7-like
Exons: 18
Coding region: 412-3078 (888 amino acids)
Biological process (GO): sensory perception of sound; auditory receptor cell stereocilium organization
Cellular component (GO): plasma membrane; stereocilia ankle link complex; cilium
Molecular function (GO): protein binding
Source: RefSeq, a predicted model, not a curated record